Fonsecaea multimorphosa CBS 102226 is the source of this 1308-nucleotide messenger RNA. RefSeq lists its product as uncharacterized. Bases 1 to 1308 code for a protein of 435 amino acids. The record is from RefSeq and is a predicted model, not a curated record. NCBI's taxonomy places the organism in Eukaryota, Fungi, Ascomycota, Eurotiomycetes, Chaetothyriales, Herpotrichiellaceae. The transcript has a single exon.
AUGGCAUCCCAAGUCGCUCAAUCACAACUCUUAAAGGCUCUCAGUCUCAACGCGCCGGGUAUCAUCGCCCCUGAUCCAGAUUCCAUCCCUACCGCCCUGCCGAACCCUCCACCGCAGCAGCCUUUCCCUGAUUAUAUUCUCGGCUAUGACCCAACCGCAGAUGUCAAAUUCGUGACUGAGGCAAUCCCGUCACAGCCUACAAAUGGUCAGCAUUCAGCUCAUCCAUUCCACAUGCUCUCCGAGGCGAAUUUGCAUCCACUACUAUUUCAAAUGGAACCAUAUCCGAGCAUUUUGAAUGGCGUUGCCGUUCCCCUGCUUGUGAACGAGGCCACCAAUCAAGUCGAACGAGGUAACAGAGGAAGACAACUCAGGUACUUCAGCCACUUGCCAAGGUGGAUAGCGCACAAUGUAUCUGGAAUGCUUAUGGAGUUAUGGCUUCGUCUCGACCCACGAGUUGAUACGAGCGAUAUCAUAGCGCGUCUCUACCUGCCGGCUGGCAUGAAAUCGCCACAAGCCAACACAUUCAAUAUGCGGCGUCUAAGAUUUAGGGAAUGUAUCCAGGCUCCGCUGUUCACCUCGAGCCGCCAGCACCCCACUGCCAUGGAAGUCGACCUGAUUUCCAAGAGGACUCGCGAGCAAUUGUUGCUCAACACAUGCAUGGUGGUCGACCUCCAGAACAGUCGCCUUCUCGCGCCUGUUCUCAACAACAACAAAGCCAUCGUUGGUUACGUCGACAGCGGACUCCCAAUCGAUUACUUCUUGCGCGGGCAUCCUACGCCCGUACCCAUUCCAUCCGACCACCAGAUGUUGGUCCUCGAGCUCCGCAAGCGGAUGCAAACUCUGGCGCUUAGGCGCGGGCUCGGCAACGGUCCAGAGGACUAUCGCCGAGUCCCAAAAUCCCUGCAUCCGGCUUGGUGGCAUAAAGGCGCAAAGAGAGAUGCGAUCAUUUCGGACGUCGACAACAAGACGCACGACGAAUGGAUCUUGGAGAAGUUGGAGGAAUACCCCGGGGUGACAAGAUCCGGUGUCCAGCGCGCCAGGGCGCUGAUGCCCCAACAUUUGAGCGUCCCUCAGCCCCAAGUCCAACUUCAACUGCCUUUGUCGCCUCCCGCCGGCCACUUGGCCCAGCAAAGUCCGCCUACACCCAUGUCACCCAUAGACCCGCGGUUUGCAGGCACUGGGGCUGCUGCGUUAUUAGUGGCGCCCGUGUCGCCGGAGCAUCUCACCAACGCGGAGGGUGGCACCUCCUACUAUGUGGAGGCCAUCCACCGGCGUGAAUAUGCGGCGGCAGAGGCUGCCCGCUCUUAG